Molecule: messenger RNA, 5098 nt
Organism: Ostrea edulis (European flat oyster)
Lineage: Eukaryota; Metazoa; Mollusca; Bivalvia; Ostreida; Ostreidae
Product: phosphorylase b kinase regulatory subunit alpha, liver isoform-like
Exons: 34
Coding region: 84-3755 (1223 amino acids)
Biological process (GO): glycogen metabolic process
Cellular component (GO): phosphorylase kinase complex
Molecular function (GO): calmodulin binding
Source: RefSeq, a predicted model, not a curated record
UAUAAACAUGAAUACUGACCUUCACCUUUGAAGUUGAGGAUGAAGAAAAUGAGAUUGUCAAAUGUAAAAGAUACCCUUUCAGUAUGAGAAAUCGGAGUAAUUCUGGUGUCCGUUUAGAUUAUUACCAAAGGUUACUGAAUAAAACUAUUCUAAAAUACCAGAACCCAGUGACAGGAUUAAUACCUUCCAGUGAGGAGAACAGCCAUGCUUGGGUCAGGGACAAUGUGUAUGCUAUCUUAUCAGUAUGGGCUUUGGCACUGGCCUAUAGAAAAACAGCUGAUUUGGAUGAAGACAGAGCUAAAGCAUAUGAAUUAGAACAGUCUGUCGUGAAGUUGAUGAGAGGGUUACUCCGAUGUAUGAUGACCCAGGUGGAGAAGCUGGAGAAGUUUAAACAUACACAACAUGUGGAUGACUCCCUGCAUGCCAAGUACUGCAGUCAGACGGGGAGAACAGUCGUGGGUGACAAGGCCUGGGGUCACUUACAAGUGGAUGCCACUUCUCUGUUUAUUCUAUCACUAUCUCAGAUGACAGCAUCAGGUCUCCAAAUAAUUUUCACAUUAGAUGAAGUGUCCUUUAUACAGAAUUUAAUAUUUUACAUCGAAACUGCUUACAGAACACCGGAUUAUGGUAUUUGGGAGAGAGGUGAUAAAACAAACCAUGGACUUCCAGAACUGAACUCAAGCUCCAUUGGAAUGGCAAAGGCAGCAUUGGAAGCAAUCAACGAACUUGACCUGUUUGGUGCCAGAGGUGGACCCUUGUCUGUUGUCCAUGUUUUACCUGACGAAGCACAACAGUGCCAGGCCAUUCUUCAUUCUAUGCUCCCUAGAGAAUCAAAUUCCAAAGAGGUAGAUGCUGCUUUACUGACUGUGAUCAGCUUUCCAGCUUUUGCUGUGGAUGAUUAUGAAAAGGUGGAGGAAACCAGAGACACAAUCAUGUUAAAACUGGAGGGCAAAUAUGGUUGCUGUCGAUUUCUAAGGGACGGCUAUAAAACAGCACAAGAGGACCCGAAUCGUCUGCAUUAUGAACCAUGGGAACUUCAGGUCUUUGAGAGGAUAGAAUGCCACUGGCCCAUGUUCUUUGCUUUAUCUGUGCUGGAUGGUUUAUUCAAUGGGAAUAAAGAGCAGGUGAAAAAAUAUGCAGAAAAAUUAGAUUCAGUCCUUUUGAAGACGGAUGAGGGAAUCUAUGUUUUACCAGAGCUUUAUACAGUCGUCAAAGAUAAGGUUGAGCUGGAAUACAGAACACCGAACAGUCAGAAAAGAGAAGCAAUCGGUAAAAUACCUCACAAGUGGGGACAGUCACUGUACAUCAUCAGCAAGCUGGUCCAAGAGGGUUUCCUCUCUCCAGGGGAGCUUGACCCUUUAAAUCGACGCUUGGUGUCCGAACCGAAACCAGACAUUGUUGUACAAGUUGUGAUACUGGCUGAGGAUGAGUACAUCCAGUCUAAGUUAUUAGAGCAUGACAUCAAAGUACAGACCAUGGAUGAGGUCAGACCCCUACAAGUGUUCCCAGCCAGAGUUCUCACACAGAUCUACUCCUUACUGGGAAGAAACAAGAAACUGGGCUUAACUGGACGUCCAAAGAAUGAGAUUGGUUUGCUAGCGACCAGCAAGUUGUAUACGUUCCAUGAUCAGAUUUUGGCAUUCAUUCCUCAGAUGGCAGAUGAACAUCAGUUUUAUCUCCCCAAGGACACACUUCUAAAGUUGGACAUGUUUGCCAAUGAUAUGGGAUUUCUGUCAUCAUAUUGGAGAUACUUAGGACGGCCUCUUGUUAUAUUUCCAGUGUCCACUAACCUUAAUUACUUAGAUGUUGGCCAUAACCCACCUGGAGCAUUGAUUGGAACAAUCAAAAAGCUACAGAGUGGAUACAUUGCUGGAACAAGGGUCCAUCUUGGAAAUUUGGCAGAUUUUGUGACUACUUCCUGCAUUACAAAGCUAAGCUUUCUCCGAGACCCCUCUCAUGGUGAAGAAGUGAAGAAGUUCAUUGGAGACAUUUUUAAUAAAGCCCCUGAUAUCAGGCCUCGCCUCUUGUCAUCCACUAGAAUGAGACCUAGACCCCGGAGUCAUUCUAGGUCAUCAGUCCACGGCAUUGUCCGGAGAUCCAGGUCUAUUCAAGUCGAUCCAGACCAGGCUCAAGAGAGAGGUUCAUCACAGUCGUCUUUACAAGAGUCCCUGAAGAGAUUAGAAAGAGGAAUGACUAUCCCAGACGGCGGAUCGAGCCAAUCCAGUGGCAGCCCCACCUCCCCAGGAGCUCUGGACAUUGAAUACCCACGGGAAUACCCCAUGCCACAACAUCCGAGUUCCCCUAGCCUGCAUCUGAAGGGAAGCCUGCACCCUCUCCACUACAGCCACCAGGCCCCCUGCUCCUCCCCGCAACUCUCCCACUUCUUCCACCAGGGAGGCCUUCCCCCUGGGAAACAAGAAAGCAUUAGUAUUAAUGAGCUUGUGGAACAGCUCAGUAACACUGAGGUGUUGCACGAACAGGCAGACAUUAUUCACUAUCUGUAUCUCCACAGAGGUCCAGAUUGGGAGAUCAAGAUUGAUGGUAGGAAAUGUUGUAUCAACGAAUUAUUAGUGGAGCUGUAUGAGAAGGCUGGCCAUUGGAAGCACUGGGGUUUGGUGAGACAUACAGCUGGCCUGUUGAAGAAGCGGGUAGAAGAACUGGCUCUGGCGGCAACAGAUCUCUUAGUUCGACAAAAGCAGCUGUCCGUCGGUCUACCAUCAGACAGGGAAAAAGUCAUCAUGCGUCCUCUACCACCUGAUGAUUUGGCCAAGAUUAUCUUUGAAGCUUGUGGAGAGGACUUGAGCACGGCAUCUCUAACACAGGAGCUGCUGAUUUAUCUUGCCAUGUUUAUCCGCACAGAACCCAAACUUUUCAAUGAAAUGUUGCGGUUACGUGUGGGUCUCAUCAUUCAAGUCAUGGCAUCGGAGCUUGCCAGAACUCUUAAGUGUUCAGGUGAUGAAGCUUCAGAGCACCUGCUAAAUCUCAGUCCUUUUGAAAUGAAAACACUUCUCCAUCACAUCCUUAGUGGAAAAGAGUUUGUCAUUAAUACAGAGCAUACUAAUGUAGAAGAUGAGUGCAGGUUAUCAGUUUCAACAAAGAAGGUCGGAGAGGAAGCCACAGAAUUUGCCAAACUAAGUCGAAAACCAUAUGCAAAGAUGCAAAAGAGUAUCCCUAACCUUGACCCCGAGGAACUGGAGAAAGAAGAUGAUGUGGAGUCUGACAGACAGGGACAGUGGCUCCGGAGGCGCCGCCUUGAUGGGGCUCUGAACAGAGUCCCUGUCGGAUUCUAUCCAAGGGUCUGGAAAGUCCUCAAAAUGUGUCAUGGACUGGUCAUUGAAGGUCAUAAUCUGCCACACAGUCUAACUAGAGAGAUGACCCCAGGAGAGUUCAAGUUUGCCUUACACGUGGAGAUAGUUUUGAAUAAGAUUCCGCAGCCUGAGUAUCGACAGCUGAUGGUGGAGGCGCUGAUGGUCCUUACUCUGAUGGCAGAGAAUGAUGCCGGUAAACUCCAAUUCAGCCAGCUGAUUCAGGUGGACAGGAUUGUGCAAAUGGCCAACACCAUCUACCUUAAAGACCAGAAAAUUCCAAUUGAUGUUGUUGAACGAUCCAGAGGAGCGGCCGGAAUCUGUCUUCAUUUCUACGAUACAGCUCCUAGUGGUCGAUUCGGGACAAUGUCUUAUCUGUGCAGGUCUCUGGCCACUAUCUUACCAAUCCCAAUUGACAAGGAUGCCAAUCUGGACUGCACUUUAUCUUAGUCUAUGGAUGCAGAUCAGAUACAAGUUUUUUAUGCAUUGGUAAUCAACGCAAGGAUUUCUUCUCUGAAUUUGAAGUCCGAAUAAUCUGGAGCGAAAAGCAUGAUAUCCAGAUCACUGAACUGGAACCAGACUGUGUUGUGUCUUGACCCUUGCAAGCCUUUUUAAACCAGUUUGUUGUGUCUUAUCAAAGGUUUUAAAUGUAUGUGUUACUAGCAUAUGAACCACAAUCAAAUAUUGCUCUUAAUCAUGAUUUCGAAAUUAACUGUGUAACGGUAUCUGUAUUUUAUCACAAUACAUGUAUGUGCGAUAUUUGACUUGUAAACAAAAUUAACAGUAUAUUGGUUUGAGUUGCAACGUCAACCAAGGUCUCCACAUUUCCUUAGAAGAACAAAAGUUUUGACAAUGUUUAUGACGAGAAAAAUUGCAUUUUUAAAAUAAGCUGUUAAUGUUCAAUACAAUUUAUGUGAACAUUGGUAAUCCAUCAUUUACAGUACAUUACAGCUGUCGGGUUAUCAUAGGAGUAAAUCCUUUGUUUACAGUACAUUACAGCUGUCGGGUUAUCAUAGGAGUAAAUCCUUUGUUUACAGUACAUUACAGCUGUCGGGUUAUCAUAGGAGUAAAUCCUUUGUUUAUACAUGUAGUACAUUACAGCUCUGUCGGGUUAUCAUGGGAGUAAAUCCUUUGUUUACAGUACAUUACAGCUCUGUUGGGACUAUCACAGGAGUAAAAUGCAGGGCUAUUGAUGGAAUACAUCACAGCUUUGUCCUGGUUUAUUCUGUCCCAGAAACAACCAUGAUGUUCAAAGUUGAUACAAAAACACAUAUACUGUACAAAAAAUCCUGUUUGGCCAGUGUUGACAUGUAAAAAAUGUUUAUGUUGGCUCUACUGUACACAAGAGGACUUUUUAUUCUUUUUAUUCAUAAUAGAUAUAUAUACACAUCUAAACCUGAACUAAAACCAGUUUUACAUUUCUUGUUUUGCAUGUGCAUCGUACAUGUAUGUUCAAAAUGUUAUUUAUGCUAAAUCUUUUAAAAUUUUAUUUGCCUCCGAGAUCAGAGAUUGAGGAGGGAAAGCAUAUUGUUUUUGGUCUGUCUCUUUGUCUGUUGACAACUUCAAUCUUGGUUUUAACUCUUGACUAUACCUAGUGAGCUGAAAGAUCAAGGUCAAGGCUGUGUGACUGAUGUGGUCAUUCAUUCAAGGUCAAAUUUGUCAGAAUUGAAUGUAACCACAUCCGAGGGCAUUUAUUUAGUGUUCCACAAACACUUCUUUUGUUGCUUUACAGAUUUAUUGCUAUGAUGAUUUUGUGAUGAUGUGCUUUGUUCAAAUAAAGGAUUGUUUAUGGA